GAGAACACUUUUGCUGGAGGGGGCAGUUUCCUCAUUUGCUGUGGACAUAGCAAUGGACCAGUGCUGAGGCUGUGAACUGAUCCAACUGCUGUGCAUUUCUGUCCUGCUGGUGUAUGAACUUCGGGACUGGAUCUGGGAGUUGCUCCGGGAGUGGAUCUGGGACUCGGCCUAGUACAGAUGCUGUUGGGCUUGCUUCUGUUGUUUGAAUGACGUCAGGCAAUGCAGAAGUUCUGGUUCACUCUGGCCGUCUGGCUGCUCGUGCCGGAGUCCCAGCUGGAGGCAGAAGCUCGGAAACCCGGUCGUGGUUUCAAGCUCUGUGGGAGAGACUUUAUUCGGGCAAUCACCUACGCCUGUGGAGGCUCCAGAUGGAAACGGACUGAGUUAAACAUGCUAGAUAUCACUGACCCCUUCUCCCACCUGCCACGGGCCAUGGACGGUGCCAGUCCCGACAGCUGGGACCUUGCCAACAAAGUCACCAACUAUGAACUCACUACCCGGAGAUUCCUGAUGGGAUUUGGGGAUGAGGACCGAAGCCGGAGGAGCAUUUCCAAUGAUGUUCUGGAGGCUUUGAGGAGCACGGAUAGGAAGGGGAGGGACGCAGUGGUGGAUCUGUCUUUAGCUUGCUGUAGAUUGGGGUGCACCAAAAGUGAGAUUAGUUCGCUUUGCUAAGGUUUGUGCUCCACCAUCGAUUUCCCCACCACCUGCUCCCUAAUACAUAAAACCUAGAAAGUGGUUGGGUUCACACAUACACCUUGUAAUCAAAGAUCCUGCUCCUGAACUCCGGAAAACACAAAGACACACAGCAUAACAUGUGUGGCAGCCUAUUGGAAAAAUCAAAGCUCUUCAAUUUAUGUUUGAGAGACAGAUGUUGUUACGUUAAGUGCAGAGAAUUCUCCCUUUGCAAGAGAUUGUUCCUGUGGACUCUGUUGUCAAACACUCAUUAUGUAUCUGUUAAUCUUCACUGCAGAAACAAACUAUAUCUGCUGUACAAUUCCUUCUAAUAAAAAAUUACAUAUGUCA
This is a messenger RNA of Hypanus sabinus (Atlantic stingray), 1020 nucleotides long. Its product is annotated as relaxin-3-like. Gene Ontology annotation, molecular function: hormone activity. Gene Ontology annotation, cellular component: extracellular region. The transcript is spliced from 4 exons. The record is from RefSeq and is a predicted model, not a curated record. The coding region runs from base 220 to 669 and encodes 149 amino acids. Lineage: Eukaryota; Metazoa; Chordata; Chondrichthyes; Myliobatiformes; Dasyatidae.